Didymosphaeria variabile is the source of this 444-nucleotide messenger RNA. RefSeq lists its product as uncharacterized. Bases 1 to 444 code for a protein of 147 amino acids. NCBI's taxonomy places the organism in Eukaryota, Fungi, Ascomycota, Dothideomycetes, Pleosporales, Didymosphaeriaceae. The record is from RefSeq and is a predicted model, not a curated record. The transcript has 4 exons.
AUGCGCUUCUUUACCAUUGCCUUCGCUCUGGCUUCGGCCACCACCGGCCUCGCUGCCGCCGUCGCUCGCGCAGAUGCUGUCGAGGCCACAGUCCCCGUCACCCUUAUCGAGGCCUACAGCGAGAAGAGCUGGAAGGGCAACCAAAUCAACAUCGGGACCGACAGGGACGUGACUGACCACCCCGAGACGGAUGGCAGCACCGCUACCUGCUUCAACGUGGCGCACAACUUCAUCUCCUCGCUCACCAUGACGCCCAUCCUGGGAGCGCCUUGGAGCGGUAUGCGGCCGUAUGGCUGCAAUCUCUAUGCCGAGGACAACUGCAAGGGCCAGUCGGUCUGGAUCGAGCAGGGGACCUGGGCUGAUGUUUCCAAGCUGUCGGACUUGAACAGCAUCGCCUUCGACAAGCGUACUUCGUCCCUCAAGUGCUGGCUGAGAGACUCUUAG